CAACCUUGUCCUGUUCCUGUUUUCUUACUGUGGUCUUUAAAGUUCCUCUCUCCUCGUGGAAGAAGACUGUCUCUCUCUCUUGCGGUGCUUGUUCCGAUUCGUGUUUCCCUCAAGUGGGUGUGGAUAGAUACUCCCGUAGCAGCACAAAGAUGGCACUGCAAGCUGUGGUCUUCCAGCAAGACCUCUUCGGUUGCAACAUGAGGGAGAUGCACAUCAAGGGAGGGGAGAUUCGAGGAGUGCUGUCACAAUGUGAUGUGAGCGGUGCUCAAGGUGGCAGGAAUCUGUCGUUGCCGGAGAUGGGAACUGAUUCAGCCUCGGUCGUCUGCACGGGGACUGCGGCAGGUCGGAGGAAGAGGCGGCGCACGAGGAGUUGCAAGAACCAGGAGGAGGUGGAGAACCAGAGGAUGACUCACAUUGCGGUGGAGCGGAACCGUCGAAAGCAGAUGAAUCAGUACCUUGCUGUGCUCCGGUCACUCAUCCCGGCUUCCUACCUCCACAGGGGUGAUCAAGCAUCGGUGAUCGGAGGCGCCAUAAAUUUUGUGAAAGAGCUCGAACAACUAGUCCAGUCUCUCGAAGCUCGAAAGAGAAUCAAGCAGCGAUCCAAUUCCGCUCCCUUCGCCAAUUUCUUCACCUUCCCUCAGUACUCGACGAGGAACGCCGAUGAAGCUGCGGCGGAGCAGCAGUCGCCUGUAGCAGACAUAGAGGUGACCAUGGUGGAGAGCCAUGCCAACCUCAAGGUCCUCGCACAGCGGCGGCCCAAGCAGUUGCUGAAGAUGGUGGUGGGACUUCACCUCCUCCAUCUGACGACGCUUCACCUCAACGUCACCACCAUUGACGCAAUGGUCCUCUACUCUUUCAGUCUGAAGAUGGAAGAUGAAUGCCACUUCACAUGUGUCGAUGAGAUUGCAGCAGAAGUCCACCAAAUGGUUGGGAAGAUCCAAGAGGAGGCUGCCUCUGACAGUGCUGUGUGUUUGUGUUCUAACCACAACAUCAUGUAGGAUUCUAAUCCCUUGUGUUUGUUCAUACCUCUGUUUGAGUGCUCAAACAAGAGGCUUGACUAUGUCUCAUCAAGAGCUUGGUGGAGGCUGCAAAAUGUGAGCUUUAUCUGUACUCAAAAUCCAUGGUAAGGACCCUUUUCCAAAUGGCCCUGUAGCUGAUGUAAGAGUUCACUAAAAGUAAGAGCAAAAUGAACAGGAAAUGAAAGUGUGUAUAGCCCAAGGAGGAAGCAAUCUUAUCACUUUUAUAUGAAAGCUACCUUGAACUUUGUGGGGAGUUAUUAUGUUGUAAUUUUGGGAUCUCAUGAGCCUUGAUGUAUACAGGCUAGAAAGAACUGAAGAACUGGAAAGGAAAGAAAGCCAUAACUUUCUGAGCUCUGGGUGUAGUACAACUUUAGAUCUUGAGGACUAAAAGUUGAAAGGCCUAGUGAUUUCUCCUGCCAUGUGGUUUGGUGAAAGCAGGAACUAUGAGGCUGUACUUUGCAGAUUCAUGUACUGGUCCAGACUCAAGAGUGUCACAUAUGUUUAGAUGAUUGUGUUGCAAACCAGCUAAUUGAUUGAUGCAGUCAUCAACAGGUUCUACUAUUUCUCCAUAUUAUUCUUUCUUAUGGAGCAAAGAAGGAAUCACUAGA
Musa acuminata subsp. malaccensis (wild Malaysian banana) is the source of this 1627-nucleotide messenger RNA. RefSeq names its product transcription factor bHLH94-like. Gene Ontology annotation, biological process: regulation of transcription by RNA polymerase II. NCBI's taxonomy places the organism in Eukaryota, Viridiplantae, Streptophyta, Magnoliopsida, Zingiberales, Musaceae. The record is from RefSeq and is a predicted model, not a curated record. Gene Ontology annotation, molecular function: RNA polymerase II cis-regulatory region sequence-specific DNA binding; protein dimerization activity; DNA-binding transcription factor activity, RNA polymerase II-specific.